This is a messenger RNA of Bombyx mori (domestic silkworm), 3377 nucleotides long. RefSeq names its product ETS-like protein pointed (gene pnt). Lineage: Eukaryota; Metazoa; Arthropoda; Insecta; Lepidoptera; Bombycidae. The coding region runs from base 734 to 1981 and encodes 415 amino acids. The transcript has 10 exons. Gene Ontology annotation, molecular function: DNA-binding transcription factor activity, RNA polymerase II-specific; sequence-specific DNA binding. Gene Ontology annotation, biological process: regulation of transcription by RNA polymerase II; cell differentiation. Gene Ontology annotation, cellular component: nucleus. The record is from RefSeq and is a predicted model, not a curated record.
GUCGAGCUAAUCGUUAACGCAGUGAGUGCGUCGCGCCGUUCCAAUGCAUGUCGAAAUCGCAAGUGUGUCGUCGUGCUGUAAAAUUACCUAGUUUAAUGAGGGGAGAGUCGCAAUUGGUAAUUUUCGUAAGCUCGUGAGGAGUGUACCGCGAGCUUCGCCCCUCCGCCGAGCGCCCAUUGAGUGGCGAGUAGUCGCGCGCUGGCAGCAGCGACGCACGCGCGCGCCCUUACAGCCUGCUUCACGCUUCGGAAUCCUUGCGCUUCUCGUUUGCAAUGACCGGUCCGAAACACGAACCUCCGCGAUCGUUCCGUGUUCACAGAGUGUUUGCUCACCAGUGAUUUCAUUGAUCGGUGCUUUUGAGUGAGUGACGCUGGGAAUGUACGAGAAGUCGCACACGACGAGCUCACAAUGCCCCAAAUUGCAUUAAAUGGAUGCUGCUACUACAAGAAAAUCAAUGUACUGUGAUAAACGAUGUAUGAUACGACUACGACGAACAUUUUAAAAGUGACGUGAUAUAAGACAUAAGCAAAAUGAAAAACAGCGAGGAGUGUUUAGACUGAUCAAUGGACGUUGUGCCGAAACUGUGUGAUAUUUAUUGAUCUUAUUUAAAAAAUUAAGUUAGUUUAAACGAAACUGUAAAUACAUACAAAAUAAUAUCGACGAGAUAGUCGCUGGAUGUGAACAGGACUUUAACCAGCGGCAAAACAUAGUGGAGGCAUCGGCUAUCGCAGGCAUGGGAAUCAAAGUCAUGAUGAAAGCUUUCAAUAAGCCAAAAGACAUCCCAUCGCAGGUGCCGCCACUGACCCCGGGCACCAACAAGAAGAUGGCCGAGGCGCUGAAGGCCACCUUCGCCUCCUGGGAGAAGGAGCAGCUGCGCCUCGGCGUGCCAAAAGAUCCAAGACAGUGGAGCGAAGCAGCAGUAACGGCGUGGCUGCGUUGGGCGGCUCGAGAGUUCUCAUUAGAGGGUGUCGCCCUUCAACAGUUCGCGCGAGCUCAGGGCAAGGACAUCUGUGCGAUGGGCCGCGAGGAGUUCGUGGCCAGAGCGCCGGCAUUCAUGGGAGACAUACUUUGGGAACAUCUAGAGAUCUUACAAAAAGACGUAGAAAAAGAAAGGUCGCUGCUCGCCAACGUGCCGCCCAACAUGUACGAGAGCAACGUGUGCCUCCCAGAGCUGCCGGAGUACAUCCCACCGCCGGCACACCACUACAACAACAACAACAAUACGGGAGGUUAUACUACGGGCGGUCCUCGUGACACCAAUGCAUAUGGUUACACGGAAUCGAGCGGCGGCGCUGCACCCCCUCCCGCGCCCGCGGCCUCCUCCCCUUUAGACGAGUACUACCAGCCGGAGUAUCCGCCGGCGCCCGCGCCCACAGCACAGCCCUACCUCGAGGAAUAUUACCACCACGCGCAUGCGCACACGCAGCCUCUACUCACACACGAACCGAAGUACCAACCACAUGCAUAUACGAAGCCGUAUCCCAGAGGUGCCGGUGGAAGGUACGGUGAAGGUUACGGCGAGAGCUACACGCCAGAGUACGGCGGCGCAUGCGCUGAGUGGAACGAGUGGCCCGCCGAGCAACACGCGCUCAUACCGCAGGACAAGCUCCCCUACCCCGCCUCCGGACCUUGUUUUACUGGUUCAGGGCCUAUACAGCUGUGGCAGUUCUUGCUUGAGCUUCUCACCGACAAGAACUGUCAGGGAUUCAUCUCCUGGACAGGAGACGGAUGGGAAUUCAAACUCACCGACCCGGAUGAGGUGGCCAGACGCUGGGGCAUCCGCAAGAACAAGCCCAAGAUGAACUACGAGAAACUAUCUCGAGGUCUCCGGUACUACUACGAUAAGAACAUCAUCCACAAGACGGCCGGAAAACGAUAUGUCUACCGCUUCGUGUGCGAUCUGCAAAGCCUGCUCGGAAUAUCUCCGGAGCAGCUUCACGCGAUGUACGAACCCAAAAUGGAGAAGAAAGACGACGAUUGAAGGCUCCGUAGCGGCUCGCUCUUGCUGCGAUCCCUCACGACCCCCCGUCGAUAAACUAGAUAGUAUUCAAAAUUAUACCCUUUGUCAAACAUAUUAAGAUACGUUUUUAAAUAAAUAUAAAGAAUAUCCGAAACGGUAUUUUUGAAAUCCUUUUAUAUUCAACAGUAACAUUAGAUACACAACUCACCAUAUUUUUACUUUAAUAUAGUGUAGUAACGUAACAUUUUUGGAUUUGAUCUCAUGCAGUCACAAAAGAAAUUAUUAACACACUAAUCAAAUUUAUGAUAAGCGACAUCACCGUGUGAAACUUUGAACCCUUUGAUUUGUGAAUACCAUCAUUUUAACCAACGGUGCCUUAUUAUAUGACAAACGCUUUUGAGUUUUGGGUUGACUACAAAAAGUUUAUUUAUUUAAUACACGCCAAAUUUCCUAAACUAACCUAUCAAUAUUUUACAAAAAUCUGAAUAAUAUCUACGCAUAACGUCGGACUAUGAAAAUGAAAACCUAGUGCUAAAAAUAGUUAAAUUCUGCUAUUAUUUUAAUUAUAAUUGUAAAUAUAAGUUAAUUUUGUUACUUUUUAAAGUUAAUUAGGUAUUUUAUUAUAUGAUACAAAUAGAUUGUAAGUGUUGUAUGUUUGAGUCGCUGAAUGCGCAUGCAGUAGUCAGAAUGAGAGACAUUAAACAAUUUGUUUUUUUUUUAAAUACAGAAAAUUGAGUCCAAAGAUUUUUAAAUCUAAAUUCCCACCAAUUGGUAAACAAAACAAAAUUACCAAUGGGACUUCUCGUAUGUCUAGUUCUAUAUUACUGAAAUCAUGUAAAAAUCAAAUAAAAUAUGUUAAAUGAACGAAACUAGACAUCGCGAAAUUUCUUUAAACUUUUCCAGUAAAAAAAUUAAUACCAGGUGACGUGAACAAGUCGCUGAUCUCGUGGUAAGGGAUUACGUAAUGUCUUACUAGUUAUGAAAUUAUAUUAGUUGUAUUAUUUUCAAUUUUUAUAGCUCCUAGCAUACACCGAAGAUAUUUCGAUAAGUUUUAUUUUGUAAAGUUCUUUUUUCCUCCAUCAAUACCAUACCAUUUGUAACGUGCAAUUUAAAGGAACUUGGUACUUUUUUAAGGUGCUCCUUAGAGUUUAGAAAGCUUACAUUAACCGUUCGAUGUCUUCCCCGAUCUGUGUGUACCUAUUUGUAAUAUAUAAAACAGAAUUCAAUAGUAUAUCUUACUUCUUCAAAAACAAUGUAGAAGGAAUUUUGAAAACUUAAUGUAUUUUUUAAAUAACGCCAUCAAGAAGUGAUAAGUGGUAUUUUGUAACUAAAGCAUAAAUAUUGAUGUUUAUCUAAAUAUCGUUGUAUGUAUUGAUGGAAGAUAUAAAUUUAAAUAUAUAUAUUUACGAAAAUAGAA